GUAACUAAUAUGGCGGCCACUGCGAAAUUUACUUUCAAACUUUGUAGUCAAAUCUGGAUCAGAUGGGAACGCAUUGCGCUUCUUGGUCGUCAUACGCGAGUUACUAUGAGUCACAAGGGACUUACGAUAUGUAAUCGAGGACUAUGUGUGUCCAGCGGUAAGCUGUUAGUGCUAAGCAUACGGGAAAAAAUAGAGAAACCGGGCGGCCAUGUAUAACCCAAGGUGAAAGAAAAAAAAAACAGGCAAAUAAAUAAAACGUUCAAAAUUUGUGUUCCUUAUUGAAAACAAAAUCAAACGGUACUUCCACGGGUAUAUACACUAAAACUUGACUUCUUAAUUAAUCCCAGUAGCCCUAGUUUUGUUUUAAAUUUUGUUACUCACGGAAAAGAUUCCUAACUUAAAUAAUUUUUUUUUUAAUACUGAUGUUUGAAGACCAAUACUCGAUGUUGGAGGACCAAUGUUAACAAAGAGCAAGACCAGAUUAUGAGGGGCCACAACAUAACACUGCCCCCCCCCCCUUCCCCUCCACCUACUUACCUCUAAAUCUGGACUAUGUUUCUGUGUGUCUAAGUAGAUCACAGAGGACGUCAAAUGUGGUGAGAACAAAAAAAGUGGUACACAAGGUCCAGCUGAGUGUGUCAUUGAUGUUCCUACCAUAUAUGAUAUUUACAUCCUCUUUCCUGGGUUUCAUUUAGUAUAUCAGUGAUGAUUACAUUUUUAUUUCACUGUUCAGUUUCCAUACAAAAGAUGCCAGACACUGAAUGGAAAGCAAAACUCACUCCUGAACAAUUUGCCAUCUGCAGACAAAAGGGAACGGAACCAGUAAGGCAAACAUUAUGUAAAAUUAAGGGUGUUUUUAAGACAAAAACCGAUGUUUACACAAGGUUGUAAUUUAUUUCCAUAAUUAUUUUAAAUUUUCUUCUGUAAAAUAUUGAAUUUGGGAAUUUUGAAAUAACUAAUUUUUUUCUGGUUUGUUGAGUAUCUCUGUGUUUUAUGCAGUCCUCAAUUAGUGUUGGUCAUGCACUAGAAUAAAUCUUGACACUUGAAUACAUUUACGUACUCAAAAAUUGUUUGCAGCCAUGGUCUGGUCAGUAUGUUGAUUUCAAAGGAAAAGGAAUAUACAAGUGUGUUUGCUGUGGCAGUGAUCUGUUUUGGUAAGACCUUUUUUUCUUGUAACAGUCAUCAUUGGUUCCUCACUGCUGUAAAUCAUUUUUUGUUGAAUGCAGUUCACUGAAUUUAAGGAGGAGAUCACUAGUUAUAAGUGACCAUCAGAUGUGCUGCUAUGGUUGGUUGAUUAUCAGUAGUUGGCAUAUUUCAAUCCUCGCUGUCUCACUGAGUUUUCCUUUAAUUGUCUGUUGCACACCACACACUUCUUCUGUUGUGUGCUUACUGAUUGGUGCAGUCAUGCUUGUGUAUUUUCUGUUUCACCUUGUUUGAUUUCACCUUUGUUUAUAUUGCUUUAUUGAUCCUUACUGUUUAAAGGUGAAAGAGCAUGGUCAAAAAACUUUUACUUCUUUCCAAAGCAAGUCAUAUUUGGAAAUCUAAUGCUUUUAAUGCUUUAUGCAUUGUAUUUUACAUGUAUACUUACCACAGGGAAUAUUUUGUUGGUUUACACAAUUCCAGCUCAUCCACAAAAUUUGAUUCUGGCACUGGUUGGCCAUCAUUCCAUUCUGCUAUAGAAGUAACCUCUAGUGAUGCAACAACACUUCAGCUUUCAGUAGCUGAAAAGCACGAUUACAGCCAUGGUAUGAUUAGAGUUGAAGUACUUUGUCAAGAGGUGAGAUAUUUUUUUCCAAAGUAAUAAAGGUUUACAAAUUCAUAUAUUUUACAUAACAAAUAAAAUAAGCACACUGAACCCAGUAACUUACAGCCUGAUUGGGGAGUAAACAUGAUCAUGUUGGAAAUAUAAUCAAUAAAGAAAUGAAAUAACCCACCAAAUGAGGGAGUAGAUAUAUGGCAGUUGGAGGGAAUUGCAACUUACAGUAUUGUGUGGUUCUCAUUUCUUUUCUUAGUGUGAUUCUCAUCUUGGUCACGUAUUUCCAGACGGUCCUCCACCCACUGGGUUGCGAUACUGUAUCAACAGUGUAUCACUGAAGUUUAAUCCAAACAACAAGGAAUAA
This is a messenger RNA of Pocillopora meandrina, 2120 nucleotides long. Lineage: Eukaryota; Metazoa; Cnidaria; Anthozoa; Scleractinia; Pocilloporidae. The record is from the annotation of a GenBank genome assembly.